AUGUCGAACCAGAGCAACGGUGACACCAAACCCCCAUGUUUACCCCGGAACGGGCUAGUGAAAAUCCCCGCCCAGGCCAAUGGACUCGGCUCCGCCAGCAUCACCAAAGGGACGCCCGCAAUGAAAAACCGCUUGUGCCAGCCUUCUUCUGUGCCUGCCAUCAUCAGUCCAGCCUUAGCCAAUCACAGUGACUUGCCCAUGCCCAGCCUGGCUUCGCCGCUAUCCUUGGCCGCGCUAUCCGGGGCGCCGUCACCUUCUGGGGCCGCUGUGGUGGGACUCCACUCCAGCGAGAUCUCCCCGACCAACGGGGAAGUCUCCUCCCUAGAGGGGUUCCCCAAUUCCCCUGCCGAGAGGCAACUGGCCGUGGACGAGAAGAUCCUCAACCGCCUCUUUUGGUACUUCUCCGCCUGCGAGAAGUGUGUCCUGGCCCAGGUGUGUAAAGCGUGGAGGAGGGUCUUGUACCAGCCCAAAUUCUGGGUGGGCCUGACGCCAGUGCUGCACACCAAAGAGCUCUACAACAUCCUGCCCAACGGGGAGAAAGAGUUUGUCAACCUCCAAGGGUUCGCCGUCAGGGGCUUUGACGGUUUCUGCCUGGUCGGAGUCUCUGACCUGGACAUUUGCGAGUUCAUCGACAACUACCCUUUGUCCAAGAAAGGAGUGAAGUCCGUGAGCCUUAAGAGAUCGACCAUCACAGAUGCGGGCCUUGAGGUAAUGUUGGAACAGAUGCAGGGCGUGAUGCGGCUGGAGCUGUCCGGAUGCAACGACUUCACCGAGGCGGGGCUGUGGUCCAGCCUGAACGCCCGCAUCACGUCCCUGAGCGUCAGCGACUGCAUCAAUGUGGCCGACGACGCCAUCGCCGCCAUCUCCCAGCUGCUGCCCAACCUGACCGAGCUCAACCUGCAGGCCUACCACGUGACGGACACGGCCCUGGCCUACUUCACCGCCAAGCAGGGCUACACGACCCACACCCUCCGCCUCAACUCCUGCUGGGAGAUCACGAACCACGGGGUAGUCAACAUGGUGCACAGCCUCCCCAACCUGAGCACCCUCAGCCUCUCCGGCUGCUCCAAGGUGACGGACGACGGCGUGGAGCUGGUGGCGGAGAACCUCCGCAAGCUCCGCAGCCUGGACCUCUCGUGGUGCCCUCGGAUCACGGACAUGGCUCUGGAGUACAUCGCCUGUGACCUGCACAAACUGGAGGAGCUGGUGCUUGAUAGGUGUGUACGGAUCACCGAUACUGGACUCAGCUACCUGUCCACGAUGUCCUCCCUUAGGAACUUAUACCUCCGCUGGUGCUGCCAGAUUCAAGAUUUUGGCCUGAAGCACCUGCUGGGAAUGAGAAGUUUACGGCUCUUGUCUCUUGCUGGCUGUCCUCUGCUGACGACCACUGGACUCUCGGGCCUUGUCCAGCUUCAAGAGCUGGAAGAGCUGGAGCUGACGAAUUGUCCCGGGGCCACCCCUGAGCUCUUCAAGUAUUUUUCCCAGCAUCUGCCACGCUGCAUGGUGAUCGAAUAAGCAGCUCCUCGGAAGAAUCUGACCGACUUCUGGAGCCGUUGUGCUCCAAUCCCAA
Messenger RNA from Gekko japonicus, 1570 nucleotides. It is a transcript of the gene FBXL16, whose product is annotated as F-box and leucine-rich repeat protein 16. Lineage: Eukaryota; Metazoa; Chordata; Lepidosauria; Squamata; Gekkonidae. Gene Ontology annotation, biological process: SCF-dependent proteasomal ubiquitin-dependent protein catabolic process. Gene Ontology annotation, molecular function: protein binding. The transcript has 5 exons. The record is from RefSeq and is a predicted model, not a curated record. Bases 1 to 1515 code for a protein of 504 amino acids. Gene Ontology annotation, cellular component: SCF ubiquitin ligase complex.